Molecule: messenger RNA, 1317 nt
Organism: Theileria annulata
Lineage: Eukaryota; Apicomplexa; Aconoidasida; Piroplasmida; Theileriidae
Product: 26S proteasome subunit 4, putative
Exons: 6
Coding region: 1-1317 (438 amino acids)
Biological process (GO): proteasome-mediated ubiquitin-dependent protein catabolic process
Cellular component (GO): proteasome regulatory particle, base subcomplex
Molecular function (GO): proteasome-activating activity; ATP binding; ATP hydrolysis activity
Source: RefSeq, a predicted model, not a curated record
AUGGGAAAUACUCAAGGAACGGGUAAUUCACCAGAUGAUAAAAAGGACAAGAAUGAUGGUAGACAAAGUCGUUCAGACCAGCCAGUUACAUUUGGUAAACGAAAAAGGAAAAUGUUAAGGCAAUUGGCGCCAGUAAGAAUACCAACAGUCACUCCAAAUUCAAAAUGCCGAUUAAGAUUGUUAAAACUUGAAAGAAUCAAGGAUUAUUUAUUACUAGAAGAGGAGUAUAUAACAAAUAAAUCUUUACAUAAACCCUUGAAAACAAAGAACCAAGAUGACUUGAUAAAGCUCGAUGAUAUCAGAGGAUCCCCAAUGAGCGUGGGAACCCUGGAGGAGAUCAUCGACGAGAACCACGCCAUCGUAACAUCCUCAAUAGGACCUGAAUAUUAUGUUAAUAUACUCUCCUUUGUGGACAAGGAGCUCCUGGAGCCAGGCUGUUCAGUGCUAUUGCACAACAAAACCAAUAGUAUAGUGGGAAUACUCUUGGACGACGUUGACCCACUGGUGUCCGUGAUGAAGGUGGAAAAGGCACCUCUUGAGUCGUAUGAUGAUAUUGGAGGGCUUGAGGAACAGAUUCAAGAGAUCAAAGAGGCAGUUGAGCUACCGUUAACAAGGCCUGAGCUGUACGACGAUAUCGGUAUUAAACCUCCAAAAGGUGUAAUUCUAUACGGACCACCAGGCACUGGUAAGACUUUAUUAGCCAAGGCAGUUGCGAAUGAGACUUCAGCCACUUUUCUUCGUGUAGUAGGGUCUGAGCUUAUCCAAAAGUACUUGGGAGAGGGACCUAAGCUUGUCAGGGAGAUGUUCAAGGUGGCAGAAGAUAAUGCCCCCUCAAUUAUCUUUAUUGAUGAAAUCGAUGCGAUAGGGACCAAAAGGUACGAUGCGACGAGUGGAGGAGAGAAGGAAAUCCAGCGUACUAUGUUGGAGCUGUUAAACCAGUUGGACGGAUUUGACUCUCAAUCGGAUGUAAAGGUGAUUAUGGCGACAAACAAAAUUGAAUCGCUCGACCCAGCGCUUAUUCGACCGGGGAGAAUCGAUAGGAAGAUCCAGCUCCCGAACCCAGACAGCAAAACUAAGCGCAAGAUAUUCGAAAUCCACACAUCGAAGAUGACCAUGAGCAAGGAUGUGGACCUGGACGAGUUCGUGGUCAAUAAGGACGACCUCAGCGGAGCAGAUAUUAAGGCAAUGUGUACAGAAGCAGGUUUGCUGGCGCUCAGAGAACGCAGAAUGCAAAUUACUCAAGCCGAUUUAAUGAAAGCAAAAGAAAAGGUUCUGUUUCAGAAAAAGGGCAAUGUACCCGAUGUCCUCUAUUGCUAA